AUGAUAUUCAUCUGCAGCCUGGUUGUUGGCAACGACGGCUUGAAGGAUAUUAAACUGAGCCCUAUGGAGUAUCAAGCCUUCUGGUGGGCGACCAAAGAUAAGCUCGAAAGCAAGUCUCUACAUACAAACACGGCUGUGCAGCUGGUGAUGGAUGGGUGGUCAGCUCUACCAGAGCCACACCAAUGGGAGCAGAUGUCGUUCAUUUCCGGAGAUGGUAAACGCUAUGCCAUCAAAGGAGUUGGCAUGGCCGAAAAAUCGGCUCAAUUAUAG
This is a messenger RNA of Penicillium subrubescens, 270 nucleotides long. RefSeq lists its product as uncharacterized. The record is from RefSeq and is a predicted model, not a curated record. Bases 1 to 270 code for a protein of 89 amino acids. The transcript has a single exon. Lineage: Eukaryota; Fungi; Ascomycota; Eurotiomycetes; Eurotiales; Aspergillaceae.